AUGCCGUUGCAGCUGAACGAGCGCGUCAGCCUCGUGUCGGCCGGGCUGCUCAAGAUCGCGAAGGCGCGGCUCGAGGACAGCGGGAAGUACCUGUGCUGGGUGAACAAUACGGCGGGGGAGGAGACGAUCCAGGUGUCGCUGACGGUGACGGCACCGCUGACGGCGCACCUGCAGCCUCAGGUGCAGACGGUCGACGUCGGCAAGGAUGCGCAGUUCCAGUGCGUCAUUUCCGGCUUUCCGGCGCACGAGGUCCUGUGGAUGCAUAACGGGAAGCCGAUCGUGCGCGAUAGCCGGAUCGAGAUCUACACCGAUGCGCCGCGGAUCGUGAUCAAGAGCGUACAGAAGGAGGACCAGGGCAUGUACCAGUGCUUCGUCGCCAACGAGUGGGAGCAGAUUCAGUCGACCGCCGAGCUGCAGCUUGGAGAUGCGACACCGGAGCUGCUCUACUGGUUCUCGGAGCAGACGCUGCAGCCGGGCCCAACCGUGUCGCUGAAGUGCGUCGGCACGGGCAAUCCACCACCGCAGUUCACUUGGAAGCUGGACGGGUUUCCGAUCCCGGACAGCCCCCGGUUUGUCGUGGGCCAGUACGUCACCAUCCACGACGACGUCAUCAGUCACGUGAACGUUUCCAACGUGAAGGAGGAGGACGGUGGCGAGUACACGUGCGUGGCACAGAAUAGCAUAGGGAGGGUGUCACACAGCGCCAAGGUGAACAUCUACGGGCUUCCAUACAUCCGCGAGAUGCCGAAGAUAACGGGGGUGUCGGGGCACGAUCUCAUCAUCAAGUGCCCGGUCGCCGGCUACCCGAUCGACCGGAUCCACUGGGAGCGCGACGGCCAGACGCUGCCAAUCAAUCGGCGGCAGCGGGCGUACAACAACGGGACGCUCAUCAUUGAGCAGCUGCAGCUGGCGGAGGACGCCGGCACGUACACGUGCAUGGCGCAGAACAAGCAGAAACAGACGGCCCGGCGGAACGUCGAGAUUCAGGUGAUCGUGCCGCCGAAGAUCAUGCCGAUUCAGGCGAUGACGAACAUGCUGCGCGAGGGCAUGCGGGCGGCCAUCUCGUGCCAGAUCCUUGAGGGCGACCUGCCGGUCAACUUUCGCUGGGAGCGCAACGGGAAGCCAGUGCUCGGUACGGGCAACGAGGUCAUCCGCCGGCUGGACGAGUACAGCACCAGUCUGGUGAUCGAGCACAUCACCUCGGAGUACUCGGGGAACUACACCUGUCUGGCGACGAAUGUGGCCGGAAGCGAGAGCUUUACCGUGCCGCUGACGGUGAACGUGCCGCCGAAGUGGAUCCUCGAGCCGAAGGACUCGAGCGCCCAGGCCGGGCAGGAUGUGGCGUUGCACUGUCAGGCCGGUGGCCAUCCGGCACCGACGGUUACGUGGAAGAAAGCGAUCGGCAACACGCCCGGCGAGUACAAGGACUUCCUGUACGAGCCGAACGUGAAGCUGCAUCCGAACGGUACGCUGCAGUUCCGCAAGAUCGCCAAGGACUCGCAGGGUCACUUUCUCUGUGAGGCCCGCAACUCCAUCGGAACCGGUGUUAGCAAGGUUAUCUUCCUCAAGGUGAACGUACCUGCACAUUUUACCACCAAGAACAAACAGAUCACCUCACCACGUAACAAGCAAAUCCACAUCCAGUGCAACGUCCAGGGCGACAACCCAAUAGACAUCAAGUGGAAGAUGCAAAACUCCCAGCAGCACCUCGACGAGUCGCUCGACAACCGAUACAAUAUCCGAGAGCAGGUACUGGACGACGGUAUGGUGUCAGAGUUAGGAAUCUCGCACACCUACCGGCAGGACACCGGUGUCUACGUCUGCCAGGCAUCGAACGCCUUCGGGCAAGACGAGAUGUCGAUCCAUCUGGUGAUUCAAGAAGUACCAGAGGCUCCGAAAAACCUCCGCAUCAACUCACAGCAGUCACGAACGCUGCAGCUCUCCUGGAGCCAACCGUUCGCCGGGAACAGCCCGAUCGAGAAGUACAACGUAGAGUACAAGCUGGUGACGGAACCGUGGCAGUCGGCCGAACACAUCACCGUGGCCGGAACGCAAACGGUCAUAACGCUGCAGAACCUAAAACCGGCCAAGGCGUACCAUCUGCGCAUUUCGGCCGAGAACAAGCUGGGCGCUUCGGAGUACUCAGAGGUGAUUCAGGUGACAACGCUUGAGGAAGUGCCUUCGGGGCCACCGCUCAACAUCAAGGGCGAACCGAAGAGUUCUACUGAGAUCUUCCUCUCGUGGGAGGCACCCGAUCGGGACCAGUGGAAUGGAAACCUGCUCGGGUACUACGUCGGAUAUCAGGUAGCCGCGAGUCCGACCGAUCGCGAAAUCAACCCGACACAAGGCUUUAACUUUAAAACGGUCGAGGUGCGUAGCCACUUUGGUGGUGAGACGACUCUUCAGGGGCUAAGUAAGUGUACCACGUACAACAUCGUGGUACAGGCGUACACCAGCCAGGGCAGUGGACCUCCAAGUAAGGAAAUCUCACUCGGCACACUCGAGGACGUACCUUCCAGUGCACCAGACAGUCCCAAGUGUGACGUUCUCAGUUCCACGUCGAUCUACAUCACCUGGUCACCGCCGCCCGUCGAUGGACAGAACGGCAAAAUCCGAGGGUACAAAGUAUCCUACAUCGAAAUGGACGACCUCUAUGAAAAAGAACCCUACACCUCGAAAACGAACAAUCAGUACCUUACGCUGGAGAACCUGAAAAAGUUCACCAACUACACGUUCUGGGUGCUGGCGUUCACCAAGGUUGGCGACGGUGUUCGGACUAACCCGUUCCAUUGCAUCACCCAGGAAGAUGUUCCUUCCGCACCACGUGCUCUGAAGGCAAUCCCUUCGUCUAGUACGAAAAUCAUAAUCUCCUGGUUACCGCCACCGCACCGGAACGGGAUCAUAACCGGCUACACUUUCUACAUGUCGCUCGUCGAUGGUGGUCGCGACGAGGGAACGCACAAGCGGUCUUUGGUCCCGUACGCCGAGAGUCACGAGACGGUUCGGUUGCAGGAGCAUGCCACCUACCAGUUCUGGCUGACAGCGUCCACCAAGGUGGGUGAAGGCGAAAAGUCGGAGGUAGUAACAGUGCCACCGAACAACAAAGUCCCGGCACGGAUCGUCUCCUUCAGUCAGGAGAUCGUUACACCCUGGAAGGAGACGCUGGUACUACCCUGCCGGAAGGUGGGAGUACCGGCACCGGUAACCAUCUGGCGGCAGGAUGACCAAUCGAUGGACACGGGAACACGCAAGCUGAUUGCGAAAAACGGAACACUCUACAUCAAGGACUGUCAGGCCACGGAUGGGGGCAACUAUACGUGCAGUGUGGAGAACAACUGGGGCCGCGACGAGAUCGUCUACCAUAUCCGUAUCAAGGUGCCGCCGGAUCCACCGACACUCACCAUCGUCAACACCUACACCGAUAGCCUCCUGCUCGAGUGGGUGGACAAUCGGAACGGUGGCUCGCCGGUGCUCGGCUACGUCAUCAACUAUAAGCGCGAAAACGGUGACUGGGAGGAGCUGCAGAUCGACUCGAAGACCAACACCCAUCUGCUGGUGAACCUCUGGUGUGGCACCCGCUACCAGCUGUACAUCACGGCGUACAACAAGAUCGGCACGGGGCUGCCGUGCGACAUCGUGAACUCGAGCACCAAAGGACUGGCGCCGGUGCAGCCGAAGCACUCGCAGAUGAUUACCAACAACUCCACCAGCGUCACCUGCUGGCUGGACUCGUGGGGUGACGGCGGUUGUGGCAUACUGCACUUCUCCAUCGAGAACCGCCUGUACGGGCGGGCACCGUGGGCCAUGAUCGCGAGCCAUGUUGAGGCAACCGAGCGCAUCUUCACUGUGUCGGACCUUCAGCCGGCCACAAAGUACCAACUGCGCGUUACGGCCUACAACAACGCAGGAGCUACGAUGGCCGUGUACAACUACACCACGCUCACCGUGCAGGGUGUGAUGGUUUAUCCAGAUCUUACCAAUCCCGUAUCUCCGCAUAUGGGCGAACAUCCGUUCUAUGCUAACUUUAAGGUUAUUCUUCCACUCUGUCUAUCCAUCUUGAUCCUGUUUGCACUCGUUGCGGCCGCCCUCCUUAUCCGGAAACGAAAAAUGAACAACCAAAAUCGCAUCCCCUCGACUUCGAUGUCGGAAUCACCCUCGAUCGCCAACAUUCAAAACAAGCAGAACCGGGACCAGCAGUACCUGGCCGUGCGGGCUCAGCAGACGAGCCGAAACAGCAACUCCGUUGACUCGGGCAGCUAUAAAGCCGAGGGAAAUGAGUAUAUUGAAGACAUUUGCCCGUAUGCAACAUUUCAACUGAACAAACAAACGUACAGUGAAAGUUCAUACAGUGGAAAUGUCUACAGUGGACCAUAUCACUCGAACAAAGAGCCCGAGUACACGAAGGUACGCAGAAAGGGCGGAUCUCGACUCCGAGAUCCGGCCACCUCGGAACCAAUAGAAUCAGACAAUCCCGGAUCCACAGAUUCCGAAGUUAGGAAGAUACUAACACUUCAUAUACCGAUUACAGAAUAUGAUACACUCGGUUCCGAAUCUGACAACGAUAUCGCCUCGCGCUCCAACCAGUCCAACUAUCGUCACCAUCGUGACACGCAAGACGAAACGUCUUCGUCUUCCGAAAACUCUCCCUCGAGCAUAUCGAGGAAAUCCAAGCCACCCUAUCCACCGAGAAAGUCUGCCAAAGCACAGUCGCAAAACUUGCCGAAGCGACACGUGCGUAGCUCUAGCGGGUACUCUAGCCACAACGAAGAAACUACAUUCAGUAUAUCGAACUAUCCUAACUACUCUGACCAUAUAACGCCGCCGGCCCGGUUUUCGGACCUGCUCGGCCGCGACGCGACGCUGGCCGUGUCGUCCGUCAAUCCUUCCAGCCUCGGAAGCGCCACGGAGAUCGGCAGCAACGUCGUGGGCAAAAAGUCCAGCAACCACUCGCCCCGACCACGUGCCAAUCAGAAACUGCAACGGGAAGCGUUUCAGAUCAAUGUGUAA
Messenger RNA from Anopheles coustani, 5007 nucleotides. It is a transcript of the gene Dscam4, whose product is annotated as cell adhesion molecule Dscam2. Gene Ontology annotation, molecular function: protein binding. The transcript has 14 exons. Gene Ontology annotation, biological process: cell-cell adhesion. NCBI's taxonomy places the organism in Eukaryota, Metazoa, Arthropoda, Insecta, Diptera, Culicidae. Bases 1 to 5007 code for a protein of 1668 amino acids. The record is from RefSeq and is a predicted model, not a curated record.